This is a messenger RNA of Microtus ochrogaster (prairie vole), 3650 nucleotides long. RefSeq names its product serine protease 36 (gene Prss36). Lineage: Eukaryota; Metazoa; Chordata; Mammalia; Rodentia; Cricetidae. Gene Ontology annotation, biological process: proteolysis. Gene Ontology annotation, molecular function: serine-type endopeptidase activity. The transcript has 21 exons. The coding region runs from base 1 to 3633 and encodes 1210 amino acids. The record is from RefSeq and is a predicted model, not a curated record.
AUGUCCCAGCACCUGUUCGUCCCAGUUGUAAUGAUGGUGGUCAGCCCCAUCCCAGGAGCCUUCCAGGACUCAGCUGUCAGUCCUACCCAAGGAGAAUUUGAAGACUUAGACUGCGGUCGCCCUGAGCCCUCUUCCCGUAUUGUGGGGGGCUCCGGUGCACACCCUGGCACUUGGCCAUGGCAGGUGAGCCUGCACCAAGGUGGGGGCCACAUCUGCGGGGGCUCUCUCAUCGCCCCUUCCUGGGUCCUCUCCGCUGCUCACUGUUUCGUGACGAACGGAACCUUGGAGUCCGCGGACGAAUGGUCAGUCCUGUUGGGCGUGCACUCCCAGGACGGACCCCUGGACGGCGCGCACUUGCGCUCAGUGGCCGCCAUCCUGGUGCCGCACAACUACAGCAGAGUGGAACUGGGCGCCGACUUGGCUCUGCUGCGCCUGGCCUCGCCCGCCAGGCUAAGUUCCUCGGUGCGGCCGGUCUGCCUGCCUCGUGCCUCGCACCGCUUCGCUCACGGCACCGCCUGCUGGGCCACGGGCUGGGGAGACGUCCAGGAGGCUGACCCUCUGCCUUUCCCCUGGGUGCUACAGGAAGUAGAGCUAAGGUUGCUGGGAGAAGCUGCCUGUCAGUGUCUCUACAGCCGGCCUGGCCCUUUCAACCUGACUUUCCAGCUGCUGCCAGGGAUGCUGUGUGCUGGCUAUCCAGAGGGACGCAAGGAUACCUGCCAGGGUGACUCUGGGGGACCGCUAGUCUGUGAGGACGGAGGCCGUUGGUUCCUGGCGGGAAUCACCAGCUUUGGCUUUGGCUGUGGACGGAGGAACCGCCCUGGGGUGUUCACUGCAGUGGCUCCCUACGAGUCGUGGAUACGGGAACAUGUGACGGGUUCAGAGCCCGGGCCUGCCUUUCCCAGCCAGCUCCAGAAGCCCCAGUCAGGACCCUGGGAGCCCGGAGAAGAAAACUGUACCUUUGCCCAACCAGAGUGCGGGAAGGCUUCGCGGCCAGGGAGCUGGCCCUGGGAGGCCCAGGUGAUGGUGCCAGGCUCCAGACCCUGCUAUGGAGCUCUGGUGUCUGACAGCUGGGUCUUGGCACCCGCCAGCUGCUUUCUGGACGUCCCCUUCCAGCAGCCCCGCACCUCUGACAGCCCACCCGGCGACCUUGAAGCCUGGCGGGUGCUGCUGCCCUCGCGUCCCGUGGUGGAGAGGGUGGCACGCCUCGUGCCACACGAGAACGCCUCCAGGGACUCGGCCUCAGACCUGGCGCUGCUGCAGCUGCGGACGCGCGUGAACCUGACCGCCGCCCCGAGCGCCGUGUGCCUGCCCCAUCCCGAACACUUCUUCCUGCCCGGGAGCCGCUGCCGCCUGGCUCGCUGGGGCCGCGGGGAAUCCGCAGCCGGCUCCGGAGCGCAGCUGGAGGCGCAGCUGCUGAACAGCUGGUGGUGUCACUGCCUGUACGGCCGCCAGGGGGAGUCGGUGCCGCCGCCGGGAGAUCCGCCCCACUGGCUGUGCCCCGCCUACCAGGAGGAGGAAGAGGCGGGACGAUGCUGGAAAGAUUCCAGUUGGAGCCUUCUGUGUCGUGAGGAGGGGACGUGGUUCCUGGCAGGAUACAGAACUUUCUCAAGUGGUUGUCUCCGUCCCCGAGCCUUCUCCCCGCUGCAGACUCACGCGCCAUGGAUUAGUCAUGUGACUCAGGGAGCCUACCUGGAGGACCAGCUGAUCUGGGACUGGGGCCCUGAGGGGGAGGAGACUGAGGAACAGAUUUGUCCCCCACACACUGAGCAUGGGGCCUGUGGCCUAAGGCCAAAGGCCACUCCAGCUGGUGUGUUGUGGCCCUGGCUGACAGAGGUGCACGUGACUGGUAAUCGUGUCUGCACUGGGAUUCUGGUUGCCCCAGGCUGGGUCCUAGCAGCUAGUCACUGUAUUCUCAGGUUGGGCUCAACCACAGUGCCUUACAUCGAAGUGUAUCUGAGCCAGGCAGGGGCCAGCUCCCCCCCACAGGGUCACCAGGUAUCUCGCUCUGUCAUCAGCAUCCGCCUGCCCCGGCACUUAGGACUUAGGCCCCCCCUGGCCCUGCUGGAGCUGAACUCUCAGGUGGAGCCUUCCCCAUCAGCUCUGCCCAUCUGCCUACACCCAGGGGGUAUUCCUCCAGGGGCCAGCUGCUGGGUGCUGGGCUGGAAGGACCCCCAGGACAGAGUUCCUGUAGCUACUGCUGUCUCCAUCUUGACUCCACGACUCUGUCACUGCCUCUAUCAGGGCAUUCUGCCUCCCGGAACCUUCUGUGUCCUCUAUACUGAGGGGCAGGAAGAUAGAUGUGAGGUGACCUCAGCACCUUCCCUCCUGUGCCAGACUGAGGGAGGCCCCUGGGUUCUCAUGGGCAUGGCUGUUCGAGGUAGCCAGGAGCUGUUUGCAGCCAUUGGCCCUGAAGCUACGUGGAUAUCGCAAACGGUGGAAGAAGCCCAUUUUCUGCAUCCCAGUGGCUCCCCCUACUGGCCUUCUGAGGACAGUGACCUCUGCCCCCAAGACUUGGCAGGGGCUGCAAGUUCCCCUAAGGUUGCGGCUGUGUUUCUGCUCCUGCUAGCUCCACUGAUCCAGGAGUCUCUCCUGGGGGGGCCCUCGUCCUGGGCCAUGGCCCUAAGGGUAGGCCUGGGACCUGGGCAGCUGGAAGUCAUGGCCAUUCUGCUUCUUUUCGGAUUGCUCCAGUCAAGAAUGGGAGCUGGCGGGACCGAAGCCUCCUGUGGUGCCGUUGUCCAGCCACGCAUCACAGGUGGUAGCAAUGCGAAACCUGGCCAGUGGCCCUGGCAGGUCAGCAUCACCUACUCCGGAGUCCAUGUGUGUGGCGGGUCUCUUGUGUCGGAUCAAUGGGUGGUGUCGGCGGCUCACUGCUUCCCCAGAGAACACAACAAGAAUGAGUAUGAGGUAAAGCUGGGGGCCCACCAGCUGGACGCCUACAGCAACGACACUGUGGUCCGCAUGGUGGCGCAGAUCAUCUCCCACCCAAGCUACCGUGAAGAGGGCUCUGAGGGCGACAUUGCACUCAUCCGCCUCGGCAGCCCUGUCAGCUUCUCCCGCUACGUCAAGCCCAUCUGCCUCCCUGCAGCCAAUGCCUCCUUUCCCAAUGGCCUCCAUUGUACUGUCACAGGAUGGGGUCAUGUGGCCCCUUCAGUGAGCCUACAGACGCCCAGGCCACUGCAGCAGCUUGAGGUCCCACUGAUCAGCCGUGAGACCUGCAGCUGUCUCUACAACAUCAAUGCCGUGCCUGAAGAGCCCCACACUAUCCAGCAGGACAUGCUGUGUGCCGGCUACGUGAAGGGAGGCAAGGAUGCUUGCCAGGGUGACUCUGGGGGCCCACUCUCUUGUCCCGUAGAAGGCCUCUGGUAUUUGGCAGGCAUUGUGAGCUGGGGUGAUGCCUGUGGAGCCCCUAACAGGCCUGGAGUAUAUACUCUGACUUCUACCUAUGCCUCCUGGAUCCACCGAAACGUGGCACAACUCCAGCCUCGCAUAGUUCCCCAAACUCAGGAGUCCCAGCCAGAUGGCCACCUCUGCAACCAUCAUGCUGCCUUCAACUCAGCUCCAGCCCAGAGACUAACGCCCAUGCUUUUCCUGCCACUGGGCCUGGCCCUGGCCUCUUCCUUCUUCCGCCUUUGAACAUUAAGCUACUUACC